UAUUUAUUAACCACACACACACACACACACACACACACACACACACAAUCAAUACACAUUUAAAAGUCACCACUUUGUGUUUUCUUUAAGACUAUAUUUCCUGUUUAAGACCUUGACAUAACAAGUUCUUAAACUCUAGCUGCACUUGCAUCCGUCUUCAAAUCGUGACAUCGUCUCAAGGAGUUUUUCCUCACCACCAGCAUCUCUGGCUUGCUCAUGGUCUGAAGAUGGUGCUCUUCAGUGCACUGUUCUCUAAACUGUUGCUGCUGCACAUUGGGCUGCAUCUGACUGCUGGAGACAUGGAAGGUCCAUCAUGUCCAGUAUGUCCACCAGGACCACAAGGUCCACCAGGUCCACAAGGACCACCAGGUAUAUCAGGUCGACCAGGUCCAGCAGGACCACCAGGUUUUCCAGGACUAUCAGGUCACCCGGGUGCACCAGAUGUGAGAGGACCACCAGGUCUACAAGGACCACCAGGUCAAAAUGACUGUCUGCAGGAGGAAAUCAGGAAUCUUAGAACAAGACUGUCCUUGUUGGAGAAAGCCACAAGUUUCCAGACAUUCAUUAAUGUUGGGCAGAAAUACUAUGUGACCGAAGGACAUGCAAAGAACUUCGAGGAUGGCUUGGGAUUGUGCCAGAAUUCUGGAGGAACUCUUGCCUUACCCAGGAAUGAGGAAGAAAACCAAGGGCUGUCUAAACUACUCGCGAUUGUGAAAUCAGAAUAUCUGUUUCUAGGAACGAGUGACCGUAAAAUGGAAAGUGUCUUCGUAGAUACAGAGGGGAAAACUUUAAAUUUCUUUAAAUGGGAUAAAGGGGAACCAAACAAUUCUGGAGGGGAAGAAGACUGUGUUGUAAUGGGCACCGGUGGAGUCUGGAUUGACAUACCAUGUGAAAACCAAAAGCUCAUAGUUUGUGAGCUAACUUAGUCACAUGCUAUUGCAAAUACUGCAUCUGAAAGACCAAAACCACAUUUAAGAAGUCUAGUUAAAAGGAAUUGUAAUUGUUAUGAUAAUGCUAGUAUGAUAAUGUGAUAAUGCUGUUAAUGCUGUGUUUAUGACUCAGGGUCUGAUUUACUGACCUUUUUUGAAGCAAUAUUAAAAAUCUUUAAAAAUU
Ictalurus furcatus (blue catfish) is the source of this 1113-nucleotide messenger RNA. RefSeq names its product mannose-binding protein C-like. The record is from RefSeq and is a predicted model, not a curated record. Bases 228 to 926 code for a protein of 232 amino acids. Gene Ontology annotation, cellular component: multivesicular body; rough endoplasmic reticulum. Lineage: Eukaryota; Metazoa; Chordata; Actinopteri; Siluriformes; Ictaluridae. The transcript has 6 exons.